GUCAGCACACAGCGCACACAGCUCAGCCCUGACCUGAUAACUUCUGAAGCCAUGUCUACGCAAAGCACUAAUGUGGUGUUGCUGAUUGGGACCAUCGUCAUCAUAUCCCUGAUGAAACCUGACUGCACAGCUGUAACGGAGGAGUACAAUGGAUUUAAACUGUGUGUUACAUCGAGGCGAGGAAUUAAAGAUCUUUCGCAUCGAAAUCUGACAGAUGUUCCCUCAAAUCUUUCCAACAACACACAGUAUUUGGAUAUUUCCUACAACCUCAUCCAAAGUCUGAAUGGAGCUCAGUUUUCCAGACUGUUCCAGCUGUGUUUCCUGAAGGUAACUCACUGUGGACUGCAGGAAAUUUCACCCACUGCGUUCAGUCACACACCAGCACUCAAAUUUCUGAACAUAUCUCACAAUAACUUACAUGUUAUCCCAGACAUUUCAGUGAAACAGCUUAAAAUUCUUGAUUUGGGGAACAAUCUGUUUACCAGCUAUCGAAUACCAGAAUCAUUUCAGAACUUCUCACAUCUGGAUUUGCUGUCAAUAGGUAGCACAGCUGCUCCAUCAGUCAGCUACAGUGACUUUGAUCCACUGAUGAAUGUACCUGUACAUCAUCUGGUUUUGGGAGCAGGAAUUCCCUGGAAAAACUAUGAAUCUGGUUCUCUUGCGAAAAUGAAGUCUCUCCAAAAGGUUUCCAUUCGUGCAUCUUUUUGUGGGAAUUUCAGAAUGUUUGAGAAGGUCCUUGUGGACUUGAACAUGACAAAAGCAAAAUCAUUGAGAUUCAUUGCCUUCUUUCCAGACAACUGCCAGGUGAACAGUGACCCCUUUGAAAACCUAAGAACAAUGCCAUUUAUACAAAAUCUCACCAUAGAAAACACCUGGAUAAACAGCUCUUUUAUGGAGAUGUUUCUGAAGAAUGUGUGGCUCUCCUCCGUCUAUGACCUCUCAUUUGUUAACAUAACGUAUAAUGAAGAUACACCAGAUGGGUUUCAAUUUCACACCCUUAAUCACACGAUCAAUGUUUCUUCAGUUACUUUCAAUGGCAUAAAUCAUUAUCAAUACAAAUAUCCUACUUUCAACAUGAGCUUUGAAGCUUUCUCAAGACUGACCUAUUUGAAGUUUUCUGGGACUGGAAUGAACAUUUUACCUUGCAGAGUCAUGUCUGCCCUGCCGUCAUUGGAAACACUCGACCUGUCCGACAACCUUCUGUCCGAGUCAGGCUUCUGGUGGUUUCUGUGUUCACACACCUCUGUUUUUCCCAGACUGCGGCAGCUCUCUCUAAGCAAGAACCGCUUCAGCAGUCUUUCUUUUAUCUCUCAGAAAAUGAAUGAGAUGAAAACUUUAGAAUCUCUGGAUCUCAGCUUCAACUCUAUCAGCUUAGACGGGGACUGCUCUUGGCCUGCUGGGAUGAAGGAACUCAAUCUGGGAAACAACAACCUGGGAAACAACGUCUUUCAAUACCUGUCAUCAAACUUUGAGAGGAUUGACUUGUCAAAGACAGGAAUAACUGCCAUAACUCAAGAAGCUCUGUCUUGCUUUCCCAAGCUGACAUACCUCAAACUCAGCUCUAACAGCAUCCGAGUUAUCCCUGCAGAUCUCAGCCUCCCCACUCUGCUCAGUCUCUACAUAGAUCAGAAUGCUAUCACAUCUAUACCCAGGGAGGCACUGGGAGGGGUUCCCAAAAUCCAGACCCUCAGUGCUGGAAGCAAUCCAUUUGUCUGCUCAUGUGACUCCCAUUGGUUUGUUGCUGAUUUCAACAAAUCUUUGCUCCUGGACUGGCCGUUAAAUUACACCUGCAGUACCCCUCCAUCAUUUGCAGGCUUGCAAUUGUCAGAGUUCAAAACCAGUGAGCUGUCAUGCGAGACAGGGCUUCAAGUUGCAGUUGCUUUGCCUGUGAUAAUAGUUAUAUCUGCUGCCAUAGGUCUGGUGUUCUAUAAAUGUGAUGGAGUCUGGUAUACAAAGAUGCUAUGGGUCUGGAUCAGGAUGAAAAGGAGAGGCAAGAAAUGCUCCAACUUAAUGAAGAAUGCAUCAUUUAGUUAUCAUGCAUUUAUAUCCUACAGCCAUCAGGACUCUGACUGGGUGGACAGCCAGCUGCUGCCCUCUAUGGAAGGUGCUGGAUUGUCACUUUGCACCCAUGAGCGAGACUUUGUGCCCGGUGAAUGGAUUAUAGACAACAUUAUCAACUGUGUGGAGUCCAGCUACAAGACGCUGUUUGUCCUCUCCAGACAUUUUGUUCAGAGCGAAUGGUGCAACUACGAGCUGUUCUUUGCGCAGCACAGAGCCAUCAGUGUCCAGCGGGACUCUUUAGUCUUCAUAUUACUGGAACCCAUUCCAACAGACUGUAUUCCAAAGAAGUUCUUGAGGCUUAGAAGUAUACUGAGGGAGCAGACAUACCUUGAAUGGCCAAACAAUGAACGGAAGCAGCAGGUUUUCUGGAGGAGUCUAAAAUCUAUGCUGCAUAUGGCAGACAAAUCUGUUGCUCUGAAGGAUGUAGCACUGGCCAUUUCAGAUAAAGUAGCUCUGCUCACAGACGACCUAUAGGAGCAUAAGAUAAAAGAUAUAUAAGUCUAUGUAAAAGCAAUACACGCAUACUAAAAUUUACAAUGAAAAGAAUUGUAAUUGCUCUCAGUGUUUAUAUUGUUUAUACCAUCCAUGAAGUUUUUUCCUGAUACAAUUCCAAUUUAAAAAAUCCUCAGUCCUCUUUCUUUUUAGAAAAUGAACAAAAAUUGCCAAAACCAAACCAAACAACCAAAACACACAAAACACUUUUAAAUAAUACAAGCAGUAAUGUAAAGAAAUCUUCUUUUCACUUCUUAAUCAUCAUAACUCAGACUAAGAUGUCCUUCUGACCUCUGAGCUUUUAAUAGUGAUAUUUAAUUAGACACAUUCAUAGCCGAUAUUAUGAUAGAGAUAUUUUACAUUUUAAUAAUGAUAAGUUAUUUUUUAAAUUGAUAUUUCUGAAUGAAAUUUUUGAAACUAAAUCUCAGGUAUCUGCAAUAAGAGGUUUCAUAAAACCUAACAGCAAAACAAGUUAGAAGGUAUUUAGACUAUAUUCUUUAGGAUUUUAACAAAGUGAAUACGUUUUUUGUUUUCGUUAGUCAUGAAUGAAUUACGAGUGUUAGUAAUAUUGCUUUACAGUGUUAUGGUUUGCCAAUGAGAACAAACAGAAAAACAGCUGUUUGUCAAAAAUCUAAAAAUAUCAUGAAAAUAGGACUAGAAACAUUAUGAUUUCAGGAGUGCCAAAUGUUAAAGUAAUGCAGUGUCUUAUUCGUAGCAGAGGAAUGUAUGAUUUGUUCUGCUUGUGUUCAUGUCCUCUGGCUGGAGCGUUUAACUUAAGCAACUGUCUCCACCUACUGUUUGCAAUGGUGAGCGACAACAUGCAUGGAGGAAUGAGUUGCCACAAAGUUGUUUUCACAAAUGGCAUAUUUCACUUUUUGUUACUGUUUCUUUUUGUAUGACAUCAAUUAAAAUUACAAUUCGUCAUAAAUAUGCCAUCUUGAUGCUAAGUGUUUAUAGAAAAACAAUGUUUUAGUGUGACAUUUUUAUAUUUGCAAUUUGUGUGAUUCAGUCUUUACUGUUAAUACUGUGUAAGAAUUUAACUGGGAUGUUUUAAGAAUUGAUUAUGCUUUUGUUAAAUCACUUGAUUUGUAUGAAUUAAAUGUGUGCAUUUAAAUGUUUAGAAUUCAGAUGGAAUCUCAAUUUGCUAUAUCCAAACUAUGUUGUGUAAUAAUUCAAUUAAAAUCAUUUCAAAGUAUCUUCAAGUGGUUUGAAAGUGGCUGCUAACGUCAUUUGUAUGGAGAAGUGCCCUCAUGUUGUACAUUAAUAUUUACAGAUGUGGUAAAUACCUUUAUUGUUAGCUCUGUGUGUUCAUGUCAGUGCACUACGUCCCUAAACUCUAGGUUUAUAUAUGAUGCUUUCUGUCUUUCACGCUGGCAUUUUGAACUUGAAUGAAUGUUGAUAGUAAUGUUAAUAUGCCAUAUAUCAAUACUUUUUAGAUCAGUUCUAUAGUAUAACUCUUGUAUUGCCACGCUGUGAAUAUCCCAAUGGGUGAUGUUAGUCCAUUUGACAUGUGACAUCAGUUACAAUUUACAGACUAAAAGGCGUUUUAAUAGGCAUUCCUAGCCAAAACCAGAGAUCUGGUGGUCCAUCUGAACAAAAUUCUAUAAUUAUUCAAUAUACAGCAUUAAAAAGUUAUUGAUGUUUGAGGGCUGCUUGAUUGACAGUCUGGUCUGGAAUGAUUGACAUGUCAUAUGGACGAGGCAGCCUUGAGACUAAUUCAAUGUGAACUCCAGUCUCAUCCUCGUAAAGAUUUAGUUGUGAUGUAAUAACUGUUAGGUUGUUGUUACAUAUCUGUAGAGUAGCAGUAUAAUUUACACAGGGAGCUUUACUGUCCAUUGACGUGUUUUAAUCAGUUUUCAGUCCACUGUAAUCAAGUGUGCUGAUGCAUAAGCACACUUAUUAUUAUUCUUUGGGCUUAUUCAGAUUUUUCUGUUGCGACUUUUGCUGUGUAACUGAAGAAAAUCCAAACAAAUUAUAUAUUAUAAUGUGUGGCUCAAUCAGGAAUGGUGUGCUAUGACUUCUGUUAGCAAUUCAUUCUGCAAUUUUUAUGAAAUUCAUGAAGAUUUUUAAGUUUAAGUUAUAUUUUAGAUUCUUCUAAAUAGCCAGCCUUUGCUUUGAGUGCUGCUUUGCACGCUCUUGACAUUCUCUGGAUGAGCUUCAUGAGGUAGUCACCUGAAAUGGUUUUCCAAUAGUCUUGAAAGAGUUCCCAGAGAUACUGAGCACUUGUUGGCCCUUUUGCCUUCAGUCUAUCUCAUCUGAAAUGAUUGUGUACUGUGGAUUUUUAGUACUAGGGACACAUACAUACAUCAGGACUGCCAUGUUGUUUUAUCAGCUGUUACAGAUGUUGACACCCAUGCAGCUACAGAUAUUUUGUUAGUGACACAAAGCCUCGCCAGAGUACAUCUUUUCUGAUAAAGCAAGCUGCACUGCAUAGAUCAUAGCACCUUACAUCAGAGUAUGCAUCUGCCUCAGGAUGCCUGCCUAUACUUUUGUGGUGUCUGUGAUUAUAUGCCUUAUCUGAGCAGGAAGACACACAGAGUGCAGUGUGCAGACAUUGAGCACAUAACAUUAUAUUAGCACAUUGCAUUGUGGGUAAUCUUGUGUAUACCACUUGGUGGCAGCACACAGUUUUACUGUAACACAGUUGAGAGGAAAACAGGUGACCUCCACAGCUUACGCUCUUGUCUGUUUUAAGAGUCUAUUCACAGUGACAAACACAUGCCCAGUCGUAUUUCUGUUGGUUUAUCUUUACAUUUUGCUCAACCCUUGCUCUACCCAACCACCCACCUAAAAGUACCAUCAUUACUAAUCUGGAUUUAAAUGCUGUCUUAGGCAAUGAUUUUGCUUCAGUGAGAAUGUAAAAGUUUGGAAGUGAGUGUGAUCAAAUAUAAAUAAACAAAGGACUUUCAAUUAUG
Molecule: messenger RNA, 5468 nt
Organism: Amphiprion ocellaris (clown anemonefish)
Lineage: Eukaryota; Metazoa; Chordata; Actinopteri; Pomacentridae
Product: toll-like receptor 1
Exons: 2
Coding region: 52-2535 (827 amino acids)
Biological process (GO): immune response; inflammatory response; toll-like receptor signaling pathway
Cellular component (GO): membrane
Molecular function (GO): transmembrane signaling receptor activity; protein binding
Source: RefSeq, a predicted model, not a curated record